CAGCCCAUCCUCCUUUUCUUUCAACGUUGUGAAAUUCGCAUGCGUUCUCGAUAACAUCUCAAUUAAAGCUUAGAGAUAGCUGUUUAUAUUUUUGGCGUAUCUUUCCUUUGAUUCAAUAUGGGUAUUCUUCGUAUAUUAGAAAUUAUAUUUGUCUUUUAUUUUGCUUCUCACAUUCCUAUUACAUUAUUCAUUGAUCUUCAAGCGUUGCUGCCUGCAGAGAUGUAUCCUCAACAGCUGAAAGAUGUUUUGAGAUGGUAUGGGGCUGAGUUCAGAGACCCCAUGAUGCUGGAUCCCCCCACCUGGUUCAAGUCCUUCAUCUUCUGCGAAGCCCUGGUUCAAACACCCUUCUUCCCCAUAGCUGCAUACGCCUUCCUGAAAGGAGGCUGCAAGUGGAUCAGGACUCCGGCCAUUGUGUAUUCCACCCACGUAGUCACUACCCUGGUCCCUAUCCUAGCCCACAUCCUCUACUACCCCUUCCCCACAGAGCCCCACCCUGGCCCCCAGACCCAGAAGGAGCGUUACACCCUGGCAGCCAUCUACGCUCCAUACCUCCUGAUUCCUCUGAUGCUGCUGUUCACAAUGCUCUUCAGCUCAGCUUACAACACCAACACUCAGGGAGGAAAGGGCUCAGCGAAGGCCAAGAAGAUCAAAUAAAGACACUCAUUUCUAGCCUGAGUGCCAGUCUGUUUGUGCUAUUGUCCAACUCCAUUGCUGUCCUUGUCACCUGUUUGGUUUGAUGGCACAAACAGAUUGGCACUCGGGCUACUAAGCCACCUGUACAUUCUGGAAUACACUGUACUGUUACCUGGCAGUCUGUCCAGGCUAUCAUACCUCUUAGUCUACAGUACUCAUUUUCAUAGUGAUUUUUUAUUUUUAUUUUUUUCCCUCAAGUGAUGAUUUGUCAAUUGGUACAUUUCAAGUCAAUAAAACAUCAUAGGUACAUUAAACAUUCUUAACAAUUAAUAUGUUUUGAUCAUCACAGAUUAGCAAUAGUCAAGAAUAUUGGACACCCAAGAGAAUCAAAAUGUGCAAAUCCUUUAUUCAAGUAUAUCUCAUCUGUCGAUGAAGUUGGUCCACCAAGUUGGUUUACUAACUCUUAACAUGGAUAAGAUGAAUGCAGAGGAGGAUGAUAUUUUCUAACGUCUUGAUAUUUACUGUAAACAUAAAAUAAUAUACCUUUGAAAUGUACUUUAC
Molecule: messenger RNA, 1194 nt
Organism: Oncorhynchus masou masou (cherry salmon)
Lineage: Eukaryota; Metazoa; Chordata; Actinopteri; Salmoniformes; Salmonidae
Gene: tmem97
Product: transmembrane protein 97
Exons: 3
Coding region: 118-654 (178 amino acids)
Cellular component (GO): endoplasmic reticulum
Source: RefSeq, a predicted model, not a curated record